CACAUUUCGAUGGCUCUGCUGCUGAAGUAGUAACUUUGGAGCCCAAUCUAAGGAGACAUUGGAGGCCUGAGUUAGCUAUGCAUUUCCAGGAGUGGUUACGGUCACUUCGCUCCAGCGCUACACUCAAAGGGUCUGAAUCAGAGGACUUCUGGAGUCUUCUGCCAUCUCUGCCUCUGUCCUCCUUCUCCCUGUCCUCGUUGACUCUGUCCCCCUCCUCUCUGCUGGGUUUAGGAGCCCUUGCCUCUCUCACUGCGUACUGGCUGGUGACCCGUCCUCGACCCAUGCGUCCUCCCUGUGAUCUACAGGCCCAGUCUGUGGCAGUGAACGGAGAUCCCAGCUGCAGGCGAUCUGCUCUGCUUAAAGAUGACUCACUGCUGGAGUUUUACUACGAUGACACCAAGACGGCGUAUGACAUGUUCCAGAGAGGCCUGAGGAUUGCAGGAAAUGGCCCAUGUCUUGGCUUCAGAAAGCCGGGGCAGCCCUACGAGUGGAUCUCCUACACUGAGGUGGCGGAGCGGGCGCAGGUUCUGGGAUCUGGGCUGCUGGCCAAGGGCUGCCUGCCGAACCCGCAGCAGUUUGUCGGGAUAUAUGCACAAAACAGACCAGAGUGGAUCAUCUCUGAGCUGGCCUGCUACACUUACUCCAUGGCGUUGGUGCCUCUGUAUGAGACACUGGGGCUGGAGGCCAUGGUCCACAUACUCCACCUGGCGGAGAUCUCUGUGGUGAUCUGUGACCGGGAGGAGAAGGCAGCGUCUUUGUUAGAGAACAAGGAGAAAGGCGUGACACCGAAGCUCUCCUGCCUGGUUCUCUUUAACGAUUUCAGCGAUGCCUUUGUGGAGAGGGCGAAGAAUUGCGAGGUGGAGGUUUUGAAACUGGAGCAGCUCAUGGACCUGGGAAGGCAGAACCUCAAAGAUCCUGUGCCGCCCCAGCCUCAGGAUCUGGCCGUGGUUUGCUUCACCAGUGGAACCACAGGGAAGCCCAAGGGAGCCAUGAUCACCCACGGCAACAUCGCCUCCAACACUUCCUCUGUCAUUAAGAUCCUGGAGGGUUCGUUUGUGAUCCAACAAGAGGAUGUGUCGAUCUCUUACCUGCCACUUGCCCACAUGUUUGAGAGGAUGAUUCAGGUCUCUAUGUUCUGCCAUGGGGCCAGAGUAGGCUUCUACCAAGGCGACAUUUCUCUUCUUAUGGAUGACAUUAAAACCCUCAAACCUACCUUCUUUCCUGUUGUGCCUCGUUUACUCAAUCGCAUCUAUGACAAGAUCCUGGGUUCCGUGACCUCUCCGUUGCGACGGGCUUUGCUUCACUAUGCUGUGAGGAGAAAGCAGGCCGAGCUCAGCAGCGGGGUUGUACGGAACAACAGUCUUUGGGACAAAUUGGUGUUCAACAGGAUUCAGGCCAGUUUAGGAGGUAAUCUGCGGUUCGCCCUGACUGCUUCAGCACCCAUCUCCCCCACUGUGCUGUCCUUCCUCAGAGCCACUCUGGGCUGUCUGAUCUUCGAGGGUUAUGGCCAGACAGAGUGCACUGCAGGCUGCACUUUCUCUAUGCCGGGAGACUGGAGCGCAGGUCAUGUUGGUGCUCCGUUGCCCUGUGCCAUGGUGAAGCUCGUAGACAUCCCUGACAUGAACUACUACGCCAAGAACGGAGAUGGAGAGAUCUGUAUUCGAGGCCCCAGUGUGUUCAGAGGCUACCUGAGGGACCCAGAAAGGACAUCAGAAGCCUUGGACAGCGACGGCUGGCUGCACAGCGGGGACGUGGGCCAGUGGCUUCCAAAUGGGACACUACGCAUCAUUGACAGGAAAAAACACAUCUUCAAGUUGUCCCAGGGAGAGUACAUCGCUCCAGAGAAGAUAGAAAACGUCUACAUGCGCUGUGUUCCUGUGCUGCAAGUGUUUGUGCACGGAGAUAGUUUACAGUCUUAUCUCAUAGGCAUAGUUGUGCCUGACCCUGAGGUGUUUGUUGACUGGGUUAAAGAGCGAGGAUUUGUGGGAUCCUAUGAAGAGCUGUGCCAGAAUCCUGAUGUACAGAAGGCAGUAUUAGAGGACAUGAAAGCUGAGGGGAAGUCAGCAGGCCUGAAGUCCUUUGAACAAGUGAAGGACCUUCACUUGCAUCCAGAGACGUUCAGUGUCGCCAACGGCCUUCUCACCCCCACACUGAAAAGUAGACGUGCCGACAUCCGCAGAGUCUUUCAGGAACAAAUAUCAAGCAUGUACAGCAAGACUGCCAUUUAAAGGACUCCACUCACACACAAGGGUUACUGGUUUCCAAUAAGGGAAAAAAUAGGACAGGGACUUGGGAAAAGGAAAUUAAAAAAUAUCCAGCAGUGCCUUAUCUAAAAUAUGCAACAAGAUAUAUUUUGGAAUAGUGGUAUUUUGCUUCAAAGAAGUAUUAACUCAUGUCCACCUCUUGAACGUGUGUGUGUAAUGUAUUAACUCUUCACAUGAAAAAUAAGACAGAAUGGGACCAAACCAUUUUGUGUCCGAUCUCACUGUCCUCGUCACUAAUACAGAACUGGGAUUCACUUGGAGAUUUUUAACUGAUAAAUAAAUUAUUGUGUAGUUGUAGAGAUCAGAACAAAAGUUGUUAGGAAGAAGUCUGCAGACAUUAAGUUAGACAUUUACACUGUCCUCUUCUUUUUCACAUGCAAGAAUUUUAUAAAGGGACACUGUUAUGUGCACUUGGGUCGUUGCUGCUCAUAGAAUUUGCUUCAAUUGUAGGUUUGUAUUUUACAGUUUUUGGGCCCUUGUAUCGCUAUGAUUUAAGCUUCUCACAAAUUUUUUUUUAUCUUAGCUCGAUGGUAAUGCAUUUUCCUAAUUGAUUCAGAAACAUUUCAUAAACACGUGAGGACGUAAUCCUUCACCUUAUGUUUAACCAUUAAAACUAUUGAGGGUCUCGACCAGCAAUGAUUUUUUUUUAAAAGAGAAGAAAAUGGCUGAGCUGUAAAUAAUGCUUAUAUUGAGAUUUGUUGACAGGACACUGACUAAUUCCAGUAAAGUCCAACUGACCAGAAAUAAAGAUUAGUA
This is a messenger RNA of Morone saxatilis (striped sea-bass), 3020 nucleotides long. RefSeq names its product acyl-CoA synthetase long chain family member 2 (gene acsl2). Gene Ontology annotation, molecular function: arachidonate-CoA ligase activity. Bases 78 to 2228 code for a protein of 716 amino acids. The record is from RefSeq and is a predicted model, not a curated record. Gene Ontology annotation, cellular component: endoplasmic reticulum; membrane. Gene Ontology annotation, biological process: long-chain fatty acid metabolic process; long-chain fatty-acyl-CoA biosynthetic process; very long-chain fatty acid metabolic process. The transcript is spliced from 20 exons. Lineage: Eukaryota; Metazoa; Chordata; Actinopteri; Moronidae.